AAGAAGCCGGAGACGCGGCUUGGGAGGCGAGAAAAAGUCGACGAGCAUCAGCAACACCGGGCAAUGGUACGCAAAAUAUGCCGUCAAUCCAGGGUUCUGGUCAUCAAUCCCAACUCCAACACCGCCAUGACGGAGAGUAUGAAACCAGUUUUAACAGGCAUAGAGUCUUCGAUCAUGACUCUGGAAUACUGGACAUGUCCUACGGGACCUCCAAUAAUCAAGUCGCAAGCCGAUAUGUAUGAGAGUGCUCUUCAUUGUCUCCCAUUACUACUAGAAAUGGAGAAAGAUUUUGACGGGUUUCUGGGAGCGUGCUAUGCAGAUCACCCACUGGUCCGUUUGUUACAGAGCUAUGUUGGAAGCAAGCCAGUGGUGGGGAUCUUCGAUGCCAGUAUCUUUGCAGCAAUGCAGCUGGUGUCUGAUGGCUCUAUGUUUGGCAUCAUUACCACUGGAAUGGCUUACGAAACUCUGCUGAGUCAAGGGGUGACGGCUCUUAUCGGCUCCACGGACGACUAUUGCUCAUUAUUCGGCGGAGUAGCGGCCUCUGGGAUUGGCUUGGAAGACCUCGACAUCAAGCAACAAGCAACGGCGCGAGAAAAGAUAUUUUCUGCAACUCGACGGCUGCUUCAGAAGAACUCUGGCAAAUUAGAUGUCGUGGUAAUGGGCGGCGUCAUUCUUUCAGGCAUGGAAACUUGGGUUCGCGAAGCAUUGGUGGUCGAAUUGGGCGCGGACAAGGCUGGGAAGGUGAAAGUGAUCGAUCAACUUGUCGUGGGAGCCUUGACUCUAGCGGCACUGCUACGAUCUGAAGGUUUGGACAUGGUCGAUUAUGGCCUCGCCCUCAGGUGA
This is a messenger RNA of Exophiala mesophila, 843 nucleotides long. RefSeq lists its product as uncharacterized. The record is from RefSeq and is a predicted model, not a curated record. NCBI's taxonomy places the organism in Eukaryota, Fungi, Ascomycota, Eurotiomycetes, Chaetothyriales, Herpotrichiellaceae. Bases 64 to 843 code for a protein of 259 amino acids. The transcript has a single exon.